CCCGCCUCAGUUGCUCCUGCUCCGGCCGCCUGCUGCCAUGCUGUGCCCGGUGCUGCUCUGUGCCGCUCUGCUCCUCCUGACUCCGCUGGAGAUCACAGAGGCUCGCGCUCUGCACCCCUCGCCUGAUGCUGUGCAGUUCAUGGAGCAGUUUAUGGAUCGCUACAAUGACCUUCUGACCCUGGACGACCUGGAGAACCUGCUGAACAGCCAGCCAGAGGAGCAGUCCACCUUCUCCUCCGGGGUCAAAGCGCCCGAUUACCCCAAAUGGGCCGAGGUGCAGACGCCGCCCGAGACGCCCUGGCUCCGCCUGCUCAAGGGCGCCCUGGUCAAUCAGAAGCGGGCAGAGCCGGACCGCUCGCGGAGGGGCUGGAACAGAGGGUGCUUCGGCCUCAAACUGGACCGGAUCGGGUCCAUGAGCGGACUGGGCUGUUAGUGUGGAGCCCGGAGGGGGGAAAAAAAAUGAAAAGACUGGUGGCAUCCUUCCUAGGUGAUCAGAAAACACAGGAGCAAAAAGGCGUCCGCCUGCAGAGAGGGGUGUUCACGUGUGUGUGUAGACUCUGUGUCGUUCAGUGUCGCUGUAGUGGUUUCAUCCAGUAGAUCAGACGCUUCAGUUUUAUUCCACGUGUAAGUAUUAAAUUGAAUAUUAGACCAUGUGAGCUGUGUUUACAUUAAAUGAACAUCCUUGGUUGUUUUUAAAGUAAUUUGGUAACUUCUGUAUUCCCUGCUGUCAGUGUGUGUGUUGUAACUGUAGAGAUGUUUGGAUAUUUUGUGGCCAGGAGAUUGUUGAUAUGUAAAAGCAGCCUUAAUGAGCAAACCUGAAGGCACCUGUAAUACCUGCUGUUUAUUUUUUAUGUUGAUCUAUGAUUUGCAUGAAUAAAUGGAUUUGACAUUU
Molecule: messenger RNA, 892 nt
Organism: Salarias fasciatus (jewelled blenny)
Lineage: Eukaryota; Metazoa; Chordata; Actinopteri; Blenniiformes; Blenniidae
Gene: nppcl
Product: natriuretic peptide C-like
Exons: 2
Coding region: 38-433 (131 amino acids)
Biological process (GO): cGMP biosynthetic process; receptor guanylyl cyclase signaling pathway
Cellular component (GO): extracellular region
Molecular function (GO): hormone activity
Source: RefSeq, a predicted model, not a curated record